Hemisphaericaspora subhashii is the source of this 924-nucleotide messenger RNA. It is a transcript of the gene SCO1, whose product is annotated as Cu-binding protein. Gene Ontology annotation, cellular component: mitochondrial inner membrane. The transcript has a single exon. The record is from RefSeq and is a predicted model, not a curated record. Gene Ontology annotation, molecular function: copper chaperone activity; copper ion binding. Gene Ontology annotation, biological process: mitochondrial respiratory chain complex IV assembly; intracellular copper ion homeostasis. Bases 1 to 924 code for a protein of 307 amino acids. NCBI's taxonomy places the organism in Eukaryota, Fungi, Ascomycota, Pichiomycetes, Serinales, Debaryomycetaceae.
AUGUUAUCAAGAAUCCCAUUGAGGUCUCUUAGACAUUCAUCAUUGAGAGCAGUCUCAUUAUUUGAACAGCGUGCCCUUUUAUCAUCGUCAAUUAGAUGCUUACAACAACAAGAAUCUAACAAGGAACAAACAAAGGAAACCCUGGAAACAACGCCAAAGAAGAAAAGACCCUUAAGUAGAGUAGCCAUCGGUGGUACACCAACAACAAACAGAUGGGCUCCUCAAAACAGUGAAGAAUUCAUCUCCUGGAAAUCCAUUGUUGUGUUGGUUGUAGUUGGUGGUGUUGUUACUUAUUUCUUCUCAAGAGAAAAGGAAAGAUUAAGAACACAACGAGAAUUAGAACAAAAUCGACCAGUUGGGAGACCAUUAAUUGGUGGUCCAUUCUCACUUAUCGAUACCAAUGGGAAACCAUUCACUGAUGAAGAUUUAAUAGAUCCAGAUAUGAAACGAUUCUCGAUUAUUUAUUUCGGUUUUAGUCAUUGUCCUGAUGUUUGUCCCGAAGAAUUGGAUAAAUUGGGUGAUAUGAUUGAUGAAUUAAAGACUCAUAAUGUUCAAUUACAACCUAUUUUCAUUACUUGUGAUCCGGCCAGAGAUACUCCGGAAGUGGUUAAGGCUUAUUUGGCCGAUUUCCAUCCGGAUUUAAUUGGAUUAACUGGUGAUUAUAAUGAAGUUAAGAAUGCAUGUAAACAAUAUCGUGUCUAUUUCUCAACUCCGCCAAAUGUCAAACCUGGACAAGAUUAUUUAGUCGACCAUUCGAUUUUCUUUUAUUUAAUGGAUCCAGAAGGGAAGUUUGUGGACGUUAUUGGUAGAGAUAUGGAUGCUAAAGGUGGGGUGCAAAAGAUUUUGAAAUGUGCCGAUGCGUUCAUUCCUGAAGUGGAAUUGGAGAAAAGAAAAGCCGGAAUUUUUGGAUUUCUUUACAAGUGA